GCGGAUUAGGUCGGCGUAGAGGAUCUCCCCUGGAACCGUCGAAGCUCGUGUGUCCCAUCUCGUGUCGCCGGGGACGACGGCGCGGACGAACGCGAGUCGUUGCAGAUGCCGGCCUCAGAACGCCACCGACGAUGCCCUUCCUUCCGGCGUGGUCUUCCCUCCGCAGUGGCUACCCAAGCUGGGAACUCCGUGGGUCGUUAUCAUGAUCCACGUGUGGUUGGGAUUGCAUUUGCUGAACAAUAUUGUAGAAUUCUGAAUACGUCACCAGAGGAUUCCCAUAAGUUCUAUCAUGAUGAAAGUAUUGUUGGUCGACCAGGUUUUGAUGGUCAAAUGACAUCUAUAACCACUAGACGUGCUAUCAAGGAAUACUUUUUAUCUACAGAACUCAAGGGAUGUUCGACGGAGUUGGAGAAUGUGUAUGCUCAGCCAUCGCAUGGGGAUGGUGUGUUUGUUGUGAUUACUGGAUCUUUUACUAUGCCUAAUACGGUGAAGCGUAGAUUUACUCAGUCAUUUUUCCUGGCUCCACAAGAAACCGGAGGCUAUUUUGUUUUGAAUGACGUGCUUAGUUAUAUUCGAGCUGAGCCAGAAAUACCUUCUCUCAAGGAGAGAAUGGGCACUCAACAAAGGUUUCGCCAGGGUGACAAUGAAGAUAAUACCGUACAAAAUGGCAGUGGUGACGACUCGUCUGGUGAAAUGGGAGACAGGCAAUUAUGUGUCAUAUGCUUAAAGGACAGAAGGAAUGCAGCCUUUGUUCCUUGUGGUCAUCUCGUCUGCUGCUGCAGCUGUGCAAAAAGAGUCGAACUCAAGGAUGAACCAUUGUGCCCUGUGUGUAGGCAAGACAUCCAGUACGUGCUUAGGGUCUAUGAGUCUUGAGGUAGUUGAAAGACUUUAUUCUGCCGGAGGUUUGACUCAUCACUCAUGACCUUCGGGUCUCAUGGGCACAGAGCUUGCUGAAGUCGUAAAUCAAUAUGUACAUAGAAUAUUUCCACAAACGAUGGUCUUGGAUAACCAGAGUUGAUUGUUUCGACGGUGGA
This is a messenger RNA of Lolium perenne, 1034 nucleotides long. RefSeq lists its product as uncharacterized. The record is from RefSeq and is a predicted model, not a curated record. Lineage: Eukaryota; Viridiplantae; Streptophyta; Magnoliopsida; Poales; Poaceae. Gene Ontology annotation, molecular function: mRNA binding. Gene Ontology annotation, cellular component: ribonucleoprotein complex; cytosol.